Molecule: messenger RNA, 5445 nt
Organism: Debaryomyces hansenii CBS767
Lineage: Eukaryota; Fungi; Ascomycota; Pichiomycetes; Serinales; Debaryomycetaceae
Gene: UBR1
Product: E3 ubiquitin-protein ligase
Exons: 1
Coding region: 1-5445 (1814 amino acids)
Biological process (GO): protein ubiquitination; ubiquitin-dependent protein catabolic process via the N-end rule pathway
Cellular component (GO): cytoplasm; ubiquitin ligase complex
Molecular function (GO): ubiquitin protein ligase activity; zinc ion binding
Source: RefSeq, a predicted model, not a curated record
AUGAGUUUAGACAAAUUAAGGGAAUUUGUUGUGAAUUUACCGUCGAAAUUGGAGUUCAGUCAUCCGGCGGCGGUUCGCCAAAACUUAUUCAAAGCGCUAUACCACGCUGCAACGAAUGAAGGGACAUAUUUGAAGGAUUUAUUCCCUUUGAUUGACGAUGAGGAGAUCGAGUCUUUAAAGGAUUAUUCUUUUGCUAUAACAGAGAUCAUAGAGAGAAAGCCAUUUUUUAACCACAAGCAAAAGUCUUCGUACAGCCAUCCAGCUGAUAAAGCAUGCGCCAGAUCGUUCAAGAAAGGAGAGCCAGUUUAUAGAUGUGAACAAUGUGGAUUCGAUGAUACAUGUGUGUUGUGUGUUCAUUGCUUCAAUAAGGAUGAUCACGUUGAUCAUAACGUAUAUAUGUACUUAUCGCAAGGGGAUAAUGGUGGAAUCUGCGACUGUGGCGACCCGGAAGCAUUUGUCAAUCAGCUUAAUUGCAAAUGUCAGCUAGGUGAUAAAAGCGAAACCGAUAGCAAUGAAAUAUCGACAGCAUUUGCGGAGUCGUUGAGAGAGACCAUUAAGAUCUGUCUUGAUUAUAUAUUAGACGUCACUAAUUUUUCAGUACAAACGUUGCCAUAUAUUCAUGACAGUAUCAAUGAAAGGGGCAGUAAAUUCACUUCAAAGUUCUUGUCUGACUAUUCAACAUUACCUAGUGAACGAUAUGGUGGUGCUACAGAUAAUAAUUCUGAUUCGUUGUGGUAUUUGAUUUUAUGGAAUGAUGAGCACCAUGAUUUCCCUAGUGCCACCAAAGCCAUCAAGGCUGCUGUUGGUGUGAAUUAUUCACGGGCUCAUGAAAUUGCAUCGGAUAUCAAUGCUUCGGGUAGAUGUGUUUUGCGGGAAAGUGCGGACUAUACCGAGUUACUUAGAUAUCAAAAAUUAGCAGAAUCCGAUGGUUUGGUUGCUACGAUAACUAGUGCAAGAGACUAUAUGAGAGAAGUUAUCGUUCAAUACAUGUUUAACUGGUUAGUUGAUAUUACAGAAUUCACAAGCAAUAUUGAGUUCCGUGAAUUGAGUAAGCAAUAUCUAGCCGAUCUACUUUUAGAACCUGGAUUCGAAUUUGCUAAAAACUUUCCCACAAUGCUCAUUUCUGAGCUGCUUGAUUCUGAAGCUACAUCAGAAGAAAUAUCCAAAAAGUUAUUUGAAAAUGGUAUGUUGAUAAAUGGACAAUUCAUAAACUAUGGGAAAACCAGCGUGAAGCUGUCGCUAGAAAUGGCGAAGUACAAGUCAACUACGUCAGGGAUAUUAAAACCUGAUGCAAGACUUGAUAAGCAACAAAAUUCUAGAUUACAAUUCUUAUUGGACUUUGAAAUUCGACUUAAUUGUGUUAUAAGAAAAAAGUUACCUGCGUUGAUUAUACCCCCAAUACUUGCAAAUACUAGGAUGAAAGAAGUAUUCUGUGAUCAGCUUGUAUCAAUAUACCCGCAAUUGAUAACAAGUAUGGCCCUUUCGGAUCGUGAAGAUCACUUGAAUUCAUUAUGUGAGAUAACUACCCAAUUAUUCACUUGCCCUACUAGUGUUCUGAAGAUAUUACGAGAUGGUAAGGCAGGUUUUAUUUUAGGUCCUAUUACUGAUAUUAUAGAAAAGCAUUCUUCAGAAUGGAAUAUGUAUACUCUUUUACCCAAUUUUGUUGAAAUUGGAAGAGGCCAUCCAUUAACAUAUAAGGCAAAAAAGAGGGCUAUUAUCAGAGGUAUUCGUGAUAUUUGCUAUCUUGUCGAUAAAAACCUUGAAGUCAAUAAACUUGACUAUUUUCUUACACAUGAUAAUCUUGUUUUGCUAUUACUUUUCUUAAGAAACUUUCAAGGGUAUUGGACUAUUGAAAGAAAAUAUGGAGAGCAUGUGGAAAGGGAACUUUUGGAUUUUGUUGUUCAUCUAGAAUACUCAGUUCCUAUUCUUAACAUUACUAAGUUUAUAGCAAGUUGCAAAACUUCAAAUGUUCAAUUGGUUAGAGACGGAGUCAAAUUUAUUACCGAUUACUUAUGCCUCCGUGAAACCAUAUGGAAUGCUCCAGGAAUUGCAGAUUUCCGUGUAAGUAAACAACCUGUUUCGUUCGUGCAUCCAGUGAACUCAUUUUUGUCUUACUUAUUGCAGUAUCAGGGUUUUGAAGAUCUUCAGCAUAUUUUCCUUCUGAUGAAAGGACCAUUCGUACAGAUAUCAGAUGUAUCUUUACGAAGUAUAGUGCUAGGUGCGCAAGUUAAGAUUGGAUUUUGGAUCAGAAACGGUAUUUCAGUAUCAAGACAAGCUUCAUUAUAUACCGACUCUUUAAUGAGCGACUUGGCUUAUUUCCGUGAUUGUCAUUUGAAUCAAAUUGCUGCCAUAUUUGACGAUCCAAGAGCUACUUUGUUUAACUUUUUGGAUAGAUGGGAACUUUUGCCAUGGUAUUUAAGCGAGGUCAACCAUGAUAAGACCGUGUAUGAGGAUAGGUUUAAUUCAAUUUCGGAAAAAUUCAUUGUAUUUAUAUAUAAUUUGAUUACAGAUAGAACAAAUUUUAUCAAAUUGACGGCUGAAGAAAGGAUAUCGCAUAAGGCUAGACAAGCAAUAUGUUACUCGUUGAGCGAUGAACCAAGAAGUUAUUCGUCAUUAAGAAGCGAAGUGGACAUUGAAGUAAGUGAACUUCCCGAAUUUGAUGACUUAUUGAACGAGUGUACUGAUUAUCAACCACCGACUGGUUUGAUUGAUUCGGGUAUAUAUAGAUUAAAAUCAAGUUACUUUGAAAAGUUGGAUCCUUUGAGUUUGUAUUUGGACACAAGUCAGUUCCAAACUGUAUCCGAAUACUUGAUUAAGAAUAUAGCAAUGGAACAAAAUAUAAAGGAAGAGAAGGUGGUAUUAAUUCCCCAUAUAACGGAAUUGGAGAAUCAAUUGGUAAAUGAAAAGUUAGCUGGAUUUACGAAGACAAAAGAUUUCGCCAAAUUGAUGUAUAAAUAUUUGCAAGUAUCAAUUGAUACAUGUGAUGAAACUUAUUUACCACAUCUAUUACAUUUAAUUCAUGCUGUUUUAAGAGAUGAUGAGUUAUUACAUGGAUCCAAUUAUUUAAAUGAACAGUUUGUCAGCAUUCCUAUUUGCAAUUUGUUACUAUCCGUAUCUGAAACAACAAUGUCUAAGAAUGUAGUAAGGAAGGCGGAAUUUUUAUUAGAUAGCUUUAUUUCUAAAGAUACUAGAAUUAUUGAAUCAUUAGUCGAUUGUUUUGGAGAAGCCUAUAUUCAAGAUUAUGAAAGAAAGAGAUCAGGUUCACUGAAAUCAGAUUCUGAAAAGGGAAAGAGAUUAGCAGAGGAACGUAAAAAGAAAGUUAUGAAAAAGUUUGCAAAGCAGCGUGAAAACUUUUUGGCCAAAAAUGUUGAAUUUGCUUCUAAAGAUAGUUCUGAAGAGGUAGCUGAAAGUAGCAAAGAUCCAAAGGUUGAGUAUCGUACAUGCGUUCUUUGUGGUGAACCUGAAUCAACCGAAGAAUUAUUUGGUUUGUUAGUAAGUGUAACUACCUGUUCAAGUUUUUGGAAAUUACCGGAGAAUAAUACUCCAUAUUUCUCACUAGCAUUUCAAAGCUGGAAUGAUCAAGCCUCGCCUAGCAACAAUGGUAUAUAUGGUGAUGGUUUUGACUAUCAUGAUCCUGAAUCACAGGAAAGAAAUAGAAGUCUUGAGGGGCGAGUUACUUCUACGUGUGGACAUGGGAUGCAUUAUAAUUGUUACAAAACAUCUGCAAAUAAUUUGAAAUAUUAUCCUUGCCCGUUGUGUCGCAAUCUUUGUAAUCUUUUUGUUCCAAGUUACCUUCUGCCAGACAAUGGGGGCGGUCUUCACGAUAGUGAUGUUAUCUCUGGCUUGCCAAUUCAUAAUAGGUAUAACCAGAUUACCUCGUCAUCCGGUUUAACAAAAUCUAGUAAAAUCAUCAAAGGCCUUGUGAAUGAUGAAAUCGUGAAUCAAACGAACGAAUCGGUUAUGAGAAAGCUUUUUAAACCCGUAGUUGAUGAUUUCUUGUCAGAAAUUAAAGCUAAUCAUCCUCCAGUUAGUUCGAACAAAAAGAAGGAUUAUCUUGAUGAAUUGCAAACCUCCUCACUUCUAAUAGCAAAUACCAUUCGUAUGAAUGAAAUUGCAACUAGAAUUGGUGGUAAUAGCAGUUAUUCUAAUUUUUUGAAUGAGAUUCCCUCCUCAUCAAAGACCUUAAUGAAGUCCUUGAUUCAGUGCAGAGCUUUCAUGUUUGAAAAUAGAGAACUUCCUUUCUUCUUAAAUUCGGAUGAGGAUUUGUCAUUAGAAUAUCAAGAUUUCUGGAAUUCUGAUAAAAUACUUGAUAGCGUGUUUAACGAAGUUGUUCUGUUAUUUUUCCAAACUGAUGAAUCUUUAAAUACGCUUGCAAGAUUAGGAUAUACGAAGUUAUUCACGAUUUGUAUAUAUUCGUUAUUGAGAAUGAUAAACGAAGAUAUUGAGUACUACUAUUUGCUUCGGGCACAGCAACAAUUUAAUCUAGGAAAAGCUGAAAUUGAAAAUAUGGAAACCAUUCUUGAUUCAUACGAAAAUGAAAUUGAGGUUUCAUUAGGCCAUGAUGAAAUGGUUUCAUUGAUUAACGUUAUAUGGUUUGGUGUUGAAAAAUGUAUGCUACCAUUUUUGAGACAAGUCACUAUCUUUCAGGAUUUGCUUACGUCCCUCAGUAGGGGUGAUAAUGAUCAUGAUAGUCACCCUAACUUUGCUGAUGUUGAAAGUAAGAUACAAGGGCAAUCGUACCUAGACUCUUCCGAUGUGUUAUGCCAGAAACUAAAUUUGCCUACCUUGAAAGAGUUGGUACAGGGGAUUGCUGUAAAUGAAGACCGUUUCAAUUUUGAGUGUAAAAUAUUUGACAUUGUACUAAAUGCAAAAAUUCCCCAUUAUAUUGACAGUGGAAUACUUGCUCUCGAUUAUCCUGGUGUUGUCAAAUUGAUUGAUAUGCCCAAUGAUUAUAAUUCUUGCAUUAUUGAAUACAACGAUAAUUCUACAAAGGGAGUUUUUGAUUAUAUUGUUUGCUUGAGUUGUGGUAAGAAGAUUAAGGCAUCAAAACAUUUUACACAUAUGACUAGUUGUUGUAGUUUUACUGCUAUCUACUUCCAUCCUAGAAUGAAUAAUCUUAAACUUGCAACACACAUUGGGACCAGUCCGAUAUUUAUCACUGUUCCGGCACCGUACCUUACCAAACAUGGUGAAGUAAAAAGGCCUAGAAAUUCUGGUAAAGCUUUCUUGAAUAAUCUUAGAUAUCAAUAUUUAAAUAAGCUAUGGUUAAACCAAGGUUUGUAUGGGUUUAUUACAAGAAGCAUAUUCGGAUCUAGACUUCAACAAAAUAUGGGCGAUACCAUUAACAUAGGUAUUAGUGAGGAUGAAGAGGACAUUGAUGAGGACGAAGAAUAUGAUGAUGAUAUAUUUUUGCGUCCAGCAACUAAUGAAGAUCGUGCGUGGUGA